UUCCUUUGGAUACUCCCAAGGGGCUCGAAACAGGACAGAGAACAUCCCAUAAUGGUCUACUGAUGGCCCAGCCUUUUAUUGGGAAAGCAUUCAUGGAAUGAGAUCUCACACCCUUCAAGUCUUUGUCAUUCUCUUUCUAAUAUUUCUUCCCAUUCUCUGUUUUGAAACCUUGUUUCUUUUUCAGGGAAAGGAUCAUUUUGCAGAAAUGGACCUGGAUUCCUGUGAGGCAGAGAGGCCUCCGUUGGACACCAGAGAGAGGCCACUGGCUAAGGAGGAAGAUGACAGAAUGAUGCCGGCACGACCUCCUGAUCCAUCUAUUCAUGGGGGCAUAAGGGAAGCAGCAGCUGUGGAACCAGAUCAGGGUCCAGUGUGCUUUGAAGAUGUCGCUGUGCGUUUCACGGACGAGGAGUGGGCGUUGCUGGAUCCUGACCAGAGAGCUCUGCAUGAGGAGGUCAUGGAGGAGAAUCGUGGGAUCGUGGCCUCUCUUGGUAAGGCUCCCUGAGGGAUCGUCAUAUCUGCCUGGAAAUUAAAAAAAUACUUCUAUGUGAUCAACCUCAUAUUUUUCACAGAGCUCAACAGCGCCCCCUAUAACACCUGGGAACCUAACACCCCCCACAAUAAACAAUAAAUUACAGUUCUUUCAUUGAACAAUCUUCCUCAAAUUAUUCCUUUUUCUACCACGAUUGGGCUGCUCUGAACUGCCCAGGCCAUCUUAAAUGUCAGGUUCAGAAUUGUUAGGAAAGAUAAGUAGCUUUAGGUUUUCUGUUUUUGUUUCUGCUCCUGUCAGUCUUGGGUUCACCAAAGAGACGACUGACAUUGGAGAUGGAGGGGAUGCCAUGACUGGGCCAAACAAAAUUCAUCCCAGAGAAGAGCUAGGCUUAUUGAAUCUCUGGUGGUAGUAACAGUAAUGAAUAAUAAUAAUAAUAAUACAGUGGUAACUCUGUUUACCAACUUGAUCUUUUCCAGAACAGGGCUGUUCUUAAAUUGA
Messenger RNA from Zootoca vivipara (common lizard), 988 nucleotides. RefSeq lists its product as uncharacterized. NCBI's taxonomy places the organism in Eukaryota, Metazoa, Chordata, Lepidosauria, Squamata, Lacertidae. Gene Ontology annotation, biological process: regulation of transcription by RNA polymerase II. Gene Ontology annotation, molecular function: RNA polymerase II cis-regulatory region sequence-specific DNA binding; DNA-binding transcription factor activity, RNA polymerase II-specific. The record is from RefSeq and is a predicted model, not a curated record.